Messenger RNA from Phragmites australis (common reed), 993 nucleotides. Its product is annotated as protein GL2-INTERACTING REPRESSOR 1-like. The transcript is spliced from 2 exons. The coding region runs from base 183 to 584 and encodes 133 amino acids. Lineage: Eukaryota; Viridiplantae; Streptophyta; Magnoliopsida; Poales; Poaceae. The record is from RefSeq and is a predicted model, not a curated record.
CUCUAACAGGCUCCCAGUGUCCAUUUCCCCUAUAAAUACUUGCUGCCAUCUCUUCUUCCCCCACCAGCCCAGAGCGAACGUCCUCAGAGGCAGAGCACUGCUGUAGCUGCAGAUCAUCAGAGUAUCAGAAGAUAGCAGCCAGGGUGCGCGGGAGCUCACCUGACCGACAGCGACAGCGGAGGAUGAGCCGUGGCAGCGGCGGGAGGGACCUGGACCUGAAGCUGAACCUGAACCUGUCGCCGCCGGCGGCGCGGGGGAGGGUGGUGUCGUUGGACGAGGAGUCGUCGUCGCCAAGCUCGUGCCUGUCGUCGGAGGGCGAGCGGGAGCACCAUGAACACGGACUGCAGUGGUCGGACAGCCCGGAGGCGACGUCCAUGGUGCUGGCGGCGUGCCCGCGCUGCCUCAUGUACGUCAUGCUCUCCGAGGCCGACCCGCGGUGCCCACGGUGCCGCAGCCCCGUCCUCCUCGACUUCCUGGACCACGCCGCCGGCACCGGUAACAACAGCAACUUCAACGGCGGCAACGACGGCAACAACCUCAGCCGCAGUAGCGGCCGCGGCAGCAGGAGGAACAGGAGGGCAUGAUCAACGAAAAGCGGUAUCAUAUCAAGAACAAGUACUAGUUCCAGAAGUUUUAGUGUUAGCAGUCUACCAAUCUGCCAUUACAAGAACUGCUCCAGUGUAACCAUGAUAUGUCAUCUGCCGUGACGGUGAGACCACCGUGGUAUAUCACGGAUACACUGGAGAUCACCGCGUCUUGGUCACAAUCCCUGCAGGGAGUAGGCCUGCUCAGAUGAAGGACCACACCGUGGGGUAUUACUGUAUUAGCUAGCUGUUCACUUCCUCUUAUUCCCAUAUUCUUUUUCCUUCUAUAAGACACCAAGAAAACUGGGUCCGAAAAAUGAGUCCAAGUUGGGAUUUUACCGUCGUUAUCGAUCGAUAAAUGUGAUGAAUUUGUAGUCAUCUGGGAUCCAAAUGGCUUGAAGAGAGGCCA